Heterocephalus glaber (naked mole-rat) is the source of this 6558-nucleotide messenger RNA. NCBI's taxonomy places the organism in Eukaryota, Metazoa, Chordata, Mammalia, Rodentia, Bathyergidae. The record is from RefSeq and is a predicted model, not a curated record.
ACAAAAGAAAUCCAAUUUCCCCAAAUCAAGUUGACUAAGAGUUCUAUCUUUUCAUAAAAACUGCCUGUCUUCUGGAGCCUAAUUCUCAGAAUGCUUCACUACAUCAAGAGGAACUGUAUCAGAGAGAGAACUGCUGCACUGGAGCCUAAGCAUGCAGCUCAACACAGAGUAAUCGGUGCGAGCAGAGCUCUUUCCCUGAAUGAAUCCAAGUAACCUGGUGGUUGUCUUCUGAAAUGACCAGCAGACUCACUUCGGUGCAGAGGCUGCCCCGGGUAUAAACUCUUUCUUCUAAAAGACCAUGUACUGUCCACGAAGUUCUGGUGCAGAAUUUUCCACCACAACUGUCUGCUCAGUAGCUGUGCAGGCUGGAGACUCCAAAAUCGUGAUAGCUGUCGUAAAGUGUGGCAAAUGGGUACAAUUUCAGCUGGCAGAAUCACAGCCCAAUCUUCUAGAAAUUGGGAGCAGUCAAGAUGAAACCAAAAAACUUCUUCAUGACCAUGAACUUCUUUUGACCAAGCUCAAGGCUUUGGAAGACGGAGUAUGGGAACUCUUGCAGGAAGCAGACAAGACCGCUGAAGAGAACAAGGAUCAGAGUCAGGUUUAUGAUGCCAUGGCCCAGACCCUGGGUGAAGCAUGGACAGCGCUGGUCUCCAUGCUUGAAAGAAGAAGCGAGCUCCUUACAUUGACCUCUGAAUUUUUUGAAAGUGCCUUGGAGUUUGCUAUUAAAAUAGAUCAAGCUGAAGAUUUCCUCCAGAAUCCUCAUGAGUUUGAGAGUGCUGAGGCCUUAAAAUCACUUCUUCAGCUUCAUGAACAUCAUACCAAAGAACUCCUAGAACGAUCUCUAGCCCUUUUAAACAAAAGUCAACAACUCACAGACUUCAUAGAGAAAUUCAAGUGUGAUGGACAUUAUGUGAAUUCCGAUUUGAUUCAGGGAGCUCAGAGCAGUUGCCUGAAGAUUGACAGCCUUCUCGAACUUCUACAAGAUAGGAGAAGGCAACUAGACAAGCACCUGCAGCAACAGCGGCAAGAAUUGUGUCAGGCUCUGCAGAUGUGUCUGUGGGACCAACAAGAAGACCAGGUUACUUGUUGGUUUCAGAAAACGAUAAAAGAAUUGCAGGAACAAAGUCUAGGUUCGUCGCUGUCAGACAAUGAAGAACUAAUUUGCAAGCAUGAGAACCUGAUAAUAAAAGCAAAGGAAUGGAAUUCCACUGUGGAGAAGCUGAAGGGUGAGGCAGUGGGGAUUCUGCUGUCAAAGGACUAUGUGGAGAGAGAACAUCUACAGCUCUCUAACCAGAAACUGAAUCGGUUUCAAGAUGAGCUUGGUCAACUCAUGAUGGAAAGGAAGAUCUGGUUAAAAAAGGCAAAUGAUUUUUUUAGCAAUGCUAACAAGGCAUUUGAUGUACUUGGAAGAGUUGAAGCUUACCUUAAGCUCCUUAAAUCGGAGGGUUUAAGUCUGCCUGUCUUGGCAGCAAGGCAUGAGGCAUUACACAGAGAAAUUAAAGAAUGCACAGUUGAUACUUUGCAAAAGGGACAAACCUUAAUCAGCCAAGUAGACUCCUGCAGCUCUCGGGUGAGCGGCAUCCAUGAGAUGAUGGGGUGCAUGCAGAGACGCAUGGAUCUUCUCACUGAGCAGUGUUCAGCGCACAAGCAAUUGGCUCUCAAGAAACAGCAAUUAACAGCCUCGGUGGAGGGUUACCUCAGGAAGGUGGAAAUGUCAGUUCAGAAAAUCAGUCCAGUACUUUCCAGUGCAAUGAAUAUUGGUUCCAGCCUUUCUGAAUCAGAGAAGAUUCUGAAUAAAUAUCUGGAACUAGAUAUCCAAGCCAAGGCGACAUCACAUGCAUUAGAGGCAGCUACAAAAAUAAUGACAGAGAAAAAUGAAUUUGAACCUGAUGACGUGGCAUCACUUUCUUUUAAAGCUAAAUGGCUAGAGGAAGAAUUAAACAUACUUGGCCAAAGCAUCAGUUCCAGGUCACAAGUCCUGCAAACUUAUGUGGCAUUUCUAAAGUCAGCAGAGGAGGUAGAGGAGCAGUUUCAGAGCCUGAAGAAAUUUUACCAAACUGAAAUCCCUCGGAAAGAAGAGGUUGAUGCGAAAGCCAUGUAUUGGACUGGCUCAGCUGAGAAGCAGUGGCAGAUAUUUUUAAAGAAGACUUUUUUAGCCCAAGAACUGGGGCUUGAGUUCCUUAAUUUAAUAAAAAUGGUGAAAGAGAAUGAGAUAGCAAAUGGGAACAAUGAAGCUCACAUUAUGGAGAACACCAUGGAAAAGCAGAAGGCUGGACAGGCAGAACUCAGCCGCCUUCGGAUUGCACGCCAGCUGGAAGCCACCGCACGCAAGCCCAUGAAGCAGCAGUGGGGAGCAUUCAAAGAGCAGCUGAAGAAGACUACUCACAGCUUAAAGCUUCUUCAGGAAGUACUUAUGCCUGUUUCUGCACUUGACCUUGGAGGGAGCCGCCAGACCAUUUCAGAUUUGCAGGGAAAAUGGAAUGAAAUGAAGCCACAGAUCCAGCAACUGCAUUAUGAGGUACAGUACAUUAUGGAAGAGUCAGAAGAGCUAAGCAGGAAAGGGGCUCCUGUGAAAGAGAAGGCUCAACAACUCAAGGACCUUAUUCACCUUCACCAGAAACAGACAGAGAGAGUCCAGGAUUACGAGAAUGUCCUAUACAAAUUAGUCCAGUUCCAUCUGGUCAAGGAGGAGCUGGGACGUCUCACCAAAUCCAGAGAACUGGAGUUUCAGCUGAAGGAACUGGGUGAUGCUCAUGAGGGCCAGAGCCACCUUGUUCGUUGUCAGGAGAAGCAGGCACAUGUCGAGCAUCUCCGUGAACUGGCACUUUCCUUAGGAGUGGACAUCAUCUCAUCAGCACAGCGGCCUAAUUGCUCUAAUGUUUCUGCGAAGAACUUGGAACAGCAGAUGGAGGCCCUUGACAGCGACCACAGGAACUGGCGUGUGAGAGCCAAGGAGCAAGAGCAAGCCUGGUCCUGCAGCUUGGAGUUGUGCGCCACAGGAGAGGAGAUAAAUGAGCUUAACGUGUCAUUCAAAGAUAUUAAAAAGAAAUUCAACAAUUUGAAGUUUAAUUACACUAAGAAAAAUGAAAAAGCUCGAAAUCUGAAGGCUCUUAAAUACCACAUCCAACAAGUUGAUAUGUAUGCUGAAAAAAUGCAGGCUUUGCGAAGAAGAAUGGAAAAACUUAACAGUAAAACUUCUGAUUAUUUCUUAAAUUAUCCAAGUAAUAAAGUUAAUGUCCUUUUGGAAGCCAUGAAAGAUUUGCAAAAACACGUGGAUGACUUUAACAAAAUUGUCACAGAUUACAAGACAAAUUUGGGCCUGACUGAACACCUCCAGGAAGUAACAGAAGAGUGUUACUUUUGGUAUGAAGAUGCAAGUGCUACCAUUGUACGAGUUGGAAAAUAUUCCAUGGCAUGUAAAACAAAGGAAGCUGUAGAAAUUCUCCACCAGCAGUUCAAUAAGUUUAUUGCACCUUCAGUGCCUCAGCAAGAAGAAAGGAUUCAGGAGGUCACUGACCUGGCUCAGCGUUUGUAUGGUUUGGAAGAAGGAGAGAAAUACACUGAGAAAAUAGUGGCAAAACACAAAGAGGUUCUUGAGUCUAUUACUGAAUUAUGUGAAUCUCUCGCAGAGCUUGAAGAAAAACUGAAGCAGGGAGACAUUCUAAAGAUGAAUCCAAAGUUGGAAGACUUUCAUGACAAUUGUAUUGACCUACUAAAGGAACCAGUAAGAAAUAAACAGAUAAUACUCAAUGAAGAAAUCAAUAAGGGACAAGCACCGGGGGCAGACAUCUGGGCCAUCAAUGGGACAGGUGACUGUGGGCUUGCACCGAACCUGAGGCAGCUUUCCUCUGCCAAAGAGGGCAGAGUCCAGGGCUUGCUGCUGCCUGAAGACAUGCCAUCAGGAGAAGAAUCUGAGUGUGUCUCCUCUGACAACAUCUCCUUGCCGCCCCUCCCGGGAAGCCCUGAGUCCCCCCUUGCACUGUCAUCAGACAUGGAGGUGGAGGAGCCCCCCAGCCCCUCGGCCCUCAGCCUUCCCAUGAGCAGCUCCAGCUUGCAGUCCAGGACCUGCGGUCCAGGGGAGGCCCAGGAGUCUGUCCUUCCACCACCUGUCACUUAUGCUGAUGCAUACAAUAAUAAGAAAGAAAUAUUUUCAAGUCAUUUUGAGAGACCUUACCCCCAGUUCAAAGCCGAGCCCCCAUUAACAUCUGGAGAAUUUCUGGAAAGCAGUACUGCCUUCCACAAAAACAGUGCUAAGCAGCCAGAGAGCAUGCUGAGUGACAUGCAUGACAGAGCUUUACAGAAGCACCCGCAGGCUCAGGGAAGCUUGCUAGAAACGCAGGAGAAAAUGCAUGGCCAUGAUAACAGCACUAAAACCCAAGAUAGACUGCAUGCUUCCCCUGCUGUGCUCUGGAGCCUUGGCUUUCCACCAGGCACCAGCCUGGGCUCGCAGAGGCAGAUGGUUCCCGGAGAAGAGGCGAAAACUCCAUCAGCAAAGAACAGCGUGGUCAGCCUAGCUGGCCAGGCACCUCAUUUCUCCAGGCUCCCAUCCAAUGUAACAGUCACGGAAGGUUCUCCAGUGACUUUGGAAGUUGAAGUAACGGGAUUUCCAGAGCCUACGCUGACAUGGUACAAGAAGGGCCAGCACUUGUCUGCAGACGGGCACUUACAGGUUUUACACAAGGAGACAAAGCAUUCAGUGUUCAUUCCGGAGGUAUGCAAGGCGGACGCAGGCCUCUAUGUGGCGCAGGCCCAAAAUGCUAGUGGCAUUGUCUCUUCCAAUGUCAUCCUCCACGUGACAGGUAACCUCAGGCCACCAAUCGCAAGAAUAAGCUGGGUGAUGCUGUGUGUCACCUAUGUUAGUGUAUCCCUGAUGUACUGGCUACUCACAUGGUAACUGGUGUUGGCGUCGAUGGACAUCAGUCUUUUGAACCUCAAGGACAAGAUAGUUGUUUAUCUUUUGGCCCCUCCCACUGAGCACCCCCCAGAAAUGUACCUCCACCCUGGCCAUCUUGCUUGCUUGGCUAAUACCAUUACGAGGUGAAAAAAGUCAAAUUUUCUUCAACUUGUUAAAUGUAUUUGAGGAACUUGGUACAUUAUGUGCUGUGGAGAAGGAUUUCUUUUUUUUUGUAUUCUAGAAAGAGAUGUAUUUGUUAUAACAUGCAGCAAAAUUAUGCUUAUUCCUUCCUAAUGUAAGGACACACAGAUGAGUGCUCACAUCAGCAAGGAGAUGAGAGCUAAUUUUCAUAUCCAGUUGUUUGAUAAUUUAUUUUUAACUGUACGCAUCAACAUCUCUUUUCAGGGCAUAACAGUAGAACUAUUGAAUUGAAGUUGUGAUUUUUCAAUGUUGCAUUAGCUGUCCUUUAAUUUUAUUUUUCAUGUCUUGAUCUCAUUUACUGAAAUACAUUCUAUGUAAUUUCAACGUAGAUUACGUUCCUAAGUCUGAGUAUGUCAUUGAAAUAGUCAUUCCUUUUGUUGAUUUCACAAGUUUGACACUGGAGAAUAGAUGUGGUAUCAACUUUAAAUAAAUUUCAGUUUUCCAUCUGCUCCACAUUUUAUAUAGCAAGAUGGAAUAGGGGCUGCAGGAAUGGACCAACAUUAUACCUGUCGUUCCAUUGAUGUGUUUUGUGUAUCCAUGUAUAUACAACAACAACUGCAAAAAGAUCCUCUUGCUUCUAAUCUUGGUUAUGCUGCUGACCACUUUCAUACUAUGUGGCAAGGCACUUCAUUGCCUCAGUUUCCCAUCUGGAAAAUGGGUUCAUAAUCUACCUCUUGAGCAAUUGAGAGUUUUCAUUUCAUGUCUUGUAAAGAUCUGAAAAAAUAGAAAACAUUCCUUGAAGGCUAAAAAGUAACUAUAUUGUUUAAUUUGUCAUCACAUUGGCCUGCUGCCCACUAUUUCUCUUUCAGAUGCUGUUUCUUUAGAAUAUUAAAUUGAAGGAGUGGCAUUAAUGUAUAAUUUCCAACUCUUCCCAGAGAGGAAAAUGAUUCUUAUGAAUUAGAGAUAAAUUCCUUUCUAACUUCUUACAACUAUGUCCUUUUCAAAGACUUGAAAUUAAAAUCAAGAGAAUACAUUUAGAAUGUUCUAGAGAAAAAUAUGUAAUCAGAUAGUAAAAGAUGUAUUCUAACCUUUUUACAAUUAUCACUGUAAUAUUAAAAAAUAGUCUAUUCCUUUUUAAAAUGCAUUAUUCUGAAAAGAUCAUCUUUUCUAUUUUUAAAAAAAUAUAUGAGAGGUGUUUGUUUUUUAAUAUUUUAACAUAGCCUGUCAUGAUAAGGCAAAAUCUUUAGUUUAUAGAAUAAUUCAUUACAGAUUUUUGAUGAAAGGAAUUAGUUAUGUUAUUAGAAGACUGUCUACAGAUAAUCAUAAUAUUUAAAUGUAAUAUAUUCAAAUUGAUAUUAAAAAGUUACUAAAUAUUAUCUGAAGAUAUGAAAUGUCUUGUCAACUAAAAAGUUGGCAGGUUCUCUCUUGUGUUGCAUAUUCAAUUUAUUUAGAAAAUUAAAACUCUUAAUUUGCCUCCAAAUUUUGUCAGAAACCUAUUAAAUGCUUAUAUAUACAACAUCCUG